UGUUGCUGUGAGUCCACGCGGAAACGUGCGCCAGAGAUCACCAUGGAGGAACACGACCAGGAGGGCAACAACAGCAUGGGCACGAAUAACGAUCAGGAGUGUGAGAAUGAAGACUGCGAUCCCAUCGAGGAUGACAAUAAUGAAGAAGAGUUCUCACUGGAGGAUGUGUUGCGUUUGGGCGGGACAAAGGCCGAUUAUGUCAUGCUGGCCAACGUCAGCGACUCGAACGAGCUCCUCAAUGGUGGAAAGAAAAACGCAAUUGAUGAUCUGGAGAAGGGAGAGCUGGAAGAAUUCAUUACAAAGCUGGGAAUUCGUGCUUAUGCAGGGCAACAAAUCAUUCCAGAUGGACAGGAUGAAAAAUCCUCAGAGCCAAGCAAAAAAGAGGGGAAAAAGGCAAAAAGCUCCAAAUUGAAAGAGGAUUCGAAGCCCGUUGUGAAAAAUGCCAUUAAACCCUCGACAGAGGAGCUCAAACAACCCCCUGUAAAAUCUACACAACUUGAAAAAAAGCAAAAAAAGCAAAAACAAAAGAGCGCAAACGUGUUUGAGUUUUACCCACGGCAGACUCUUCUUCUCAAACCCGGGGGUAAGUGGUUUGACAUGGAGUACGCCUCCGAGAGCACGUCUGCACCUCAGAAUGAGUCUCUGGUUGCUCAGUACAAGGCUUUGGCUCAGAAACUCUACGAGAAUGAAACUGUCCUCUACAAAACCAAGAAGAACUUCCAGAAAGGUGCCAACUCCACCUGGAUGAAGAGCGUGGUGUCCACGGGGACUCUGACCGACAGGAUGGCGGCGAUGACCGUGUUAAUUCAGGAUGCUCCGGUUCACGGUCUCCAGCACAUCGAGAGCCUUGUGUCCCAGGUGAAAAAGAAAGGGAGUCGCAGACAAGGCCUUAUGGCUUUGGAUACUCUCAAAGAGCUGCUUCUCAGCGACCUUCUACCGAAUAACCGCAAACUUUGGACUUUCUCCCAGCAUCCUUUUGAUCAGUUGGAGGAAAAAGCCAGUGGGAACAGGGACGCCCGGGACCGCAGGCUCAUCCUCUGGUACUUUGAGCACCAGCUAAAGUUUCAGGUAGCAGAGUUUGUCGUCGCACUGGACGCAAUGGCUCACGAUACGGUCCAGACCGCCAAAAUGCGAUCGCUUGCCACUGCCUACGAGCUGCUGUGCAACCAGCCGGAGCAGGAGAAAGCGCUUCUGGUGCAGGUCGUCAACAAACUGGGUGAUCCUGAAUACAAAAUCGCCUGCAAAGCCUCGCACCUGCUGGAAACCGUGAUUCACAAACACCCCAACAUGAAGACGGUGGUGUGCUGUGAGGUCGAGCGCCUCAUGUUCAGGUCCAACAUCAGCUCGAAGGCUCAGUACUACGCCGCGUGCUUCCUGAACCAGGUCAUCCUGAGUCACGAGGAAGCGGACCUCGCUGCCAGACUCAUCACCAUCUACUUCACGUUCUUCAAUGCGUGUGUCAAGAAGAAGGAUAUAGAGUCUAAAAUGCUCAGCGCUCUGCUAACCGGAGUGAACCGAGCGUAUCCGUACGCGAAGAGUGGGGAUGAGAAUGUGUGCAAGCAGCUGGACACGCUUUUUAAAGUGGUCCACAUCGUCAGAUUUAACACGGCUGUGCAAGCCCUCAUGCUGCUCUUUCAGGUCAUGAACUCCCAGCAGUCCAUUUCAGAUCGCUAUUAUGUAGCACUCUACAGGAAGUUGCUGGACCCAGGAUUAUUGUCAUGCUCAAAAAAGAGUAUGUUUCUCAACCUCUUGUAUAAGUCUGUAAAAGCUGAUAUAGUGAUCAGACGGGUGAAGGCUUUUGUGAAAAGGUUACUUCAAGUCAGCUGUGGGGAGACCCCUGCCUUUAUAUGUGGUGCGCUAUUCCUUGUGUCAGAGGUGAUGAAGGACAAGCCAGGCCUCAAGUUACUGCUACUGGACGAGGGGGAUGACGAGGAAGAGGUGUAUCAGGAUCUCGAAGAGGAUAGCGAUGAUGAGGAGGGACCCGUGGAUCCCGACAGGGACGUACAAAAACAAAGCGCAAAACAAUGCCAGAUGAAGCCCACUGCAUCAUGGGUACAUCAUCAAAAUUUGGAAGGUGGUGUAAAAAAGGAGAUAUAUGACCCCAUGAACAGAAACCCUUUGUACUGCGGGGCCGAUCACACGGCCCUCUGGGAACUGCAGAAGCUCUCCCUUCAUUUCCAUCCCUCCGUGGCUCUUUUUGCGAAGACUCUAUUGCAGGGAGAGUUCAUUCUGUACACGGGGGAUCCGCUGCAGGACUUCACACUUAUCCGAUUCUUAGAUCGCUUUGUGUAUAGGAAUCCAAAGCAAAUGAAGGGAAAACAAAACACAGAUGCUACGCUGAUGCAGCCCAAGUACAGGAGGACGCUCAGCAAUGUCAAGUCAUUACCUGUUAACUGUGAUGAAUAUUUGGCCAAAGAGGAGAGUCAGAUACCUGUGGAUGAGGUGUUCUUCUACAGGUACUUUAAGAAGCGCGAUGCAGAGAAACGGUGGAAACGGCCAAACCGAAAGGAAGACAAUGAGAGUGUGGAGGACGUUGACGAUGACGAAUUUGAUCGGGUUCUUGAUGCUUUUGAAGGAGACAGCUUUUUCACUGAGUUCAAGGACGAUGACUUGGACUUUGCAAGCAAUGUGACGCCCAAGUCGAAGAAAGGUGAAGAUCCAGAAGACUCUGCGUCUGACUCUGACCUCGAUGACCUUGAUGAUGAGGAAGUCUCUCUGGGCAGUAUGGAGGAUCUUGAAGAUGAGUUGGAGGAUGAAGGUGGAGAGUUCAUGGAAACAGAAGAUGCUGCUGCUAAUGAUGAUGAUGAUGAUGAUGAAGCAGGCGCUCAACCUGAAAAGAAAAGGAAAAGAACAAAGGACCAAGCAGUGUUUGCAUCAGCUGAAGAGUUUGGGUGUUUGCUGGAAGAAAACGCAGGCUUGAAGUUUGAAAACACUGGUAUGAAUGCAAUGGCCAAUACGGACAAAGCCGAUGUUAAGCAGCUGAAGUGGGAAGUUCAACGGAAUGACUGGAUCUGUGGGAGAGAUGUCCAAACUCUCAGGAGGAAAAAGGCCACGUUCAACAAGAGAAAGUUUGGAGUAACCAAAAAGCGACAGAGUGUCAAUAGGAAGAAAAUAAAAACUUGAGUCUUCAAUUUCUUCUCCAGCUUGAUGGACCAGACCUCCUAACAUGCUUCACGGACACAUUACAUCCCGGCCCACUGACUGUACCUCUAAUAUACGGGACAGGGACGAAUGCUAUGCCAUGUUUCUAUUAUAUUACAGCUGUAGAGUUGUUAAGUGGUUCAGUCAAUAUGGGCUGUUUCACACGUGUUGUAUUAAAUCCAGGGUUCCUACAUUCUUUGGAAAAUGCUUGAUUCUGUUAUGCUUUAAAAAAUUUACAUUUUAACAUC
Rhinichthys klamathensis goyatoka is the source of this 3389-nucleotide messenger RNA. It is a transcript of the gene cebpz, whose product is annotated as CCAAT enhancer binding protein zeta. The record is from RefSeq and is a predicted model, not a curated record. Lineage: Eukaryota; Metazoa; Chordata; Actinopteri; Cypriniformes; Leuciscidae. Gene Ontology annotation, cellular component: nucleus. Bases 43 to 3123 code for a protein of 1026 amino acids. The transcript has 15 exons.